Molecule: messenger RNA, 1618 nt
Organism: Camelina sativa (false flax)
Lineage: Eukaryota; Viridiplantae; Streptophyta; Magnoliopsida; Brassicales; Brassicaceae
Source: RefSeq, a predicted model, not a curated record
UCUAAUAAGUAAUAACCACUCCAUAUCUCGUAUAUAUAUAUAGACAAUUAGGCAUCUUUCAUUUUAUCCCACACUUAUCUCUCUCUCUCUUUCAAAACCCAAAACUAGUACACAAACGAAGUGUAUAUACACAAAAAAUUCUCUCAAUCUCUCAUCUUUCGCCACGUAGACAUGGACGUCGGCCACAUCAAUAGACCAACGGUGGAUAUCCUGCCGAGAAAGCUUCUCUCCUCCGCCAAGUCUCCGUCGUCGGUUUCAAGUCCCCUUCGCGACUAUAAAGACCAAAGAGACUAUUCUUACGACUCUGACUCGGAAGAUCCUUACGCCGGGGACCAUUUUAGGAUGUACGAAUUCAAGAUCCGACGGUGCACACGUAGCCGUAGCCAUGAUUGGACUGACUGUCCUUUCUCUCAUCCUGGUGAAAAGGCUCGUCGUCGUGACCCUCGCCGGUUUCACUACAUCGGCGAAGUAUGCCCUGAGUAUAGUCGCCAAGGCGGCGGUGAUUGUAGCCGUGGUGACCAAUGCGGCUUUGCGCAUGGUGUUUUUGAGUGUUGGCUUCACCCUAGUCGUUACCGUACGGAAGCUUGCAAAGACGGUAAGCAUUGUAAGAGAAAAGUAUGUUUCUUUGCUCAUUCUCCACGUCAGCUUAGAAUUCUUCUGCCGUCGUCGCCGGAGAAUUAUAUCUCCGGUGGUUGCGGUGGAUCGGCGUCGUCAUCUCCCGCGUCGGUGUUAAGUAAUAAAAAUAACCGGUGUUGCUUGUUUUGUUCACACUCUCCGACGAGCACCCUUUUGGGGUUGUCAAGAUCACCGUCUUCGUCUCCACCGUUGUCACCGGCUGAUAAAGCCGCUGCGUUUUCACGGCUGAGCCGCCGUCGCACCGCCGUGCUAAACGAGUUGAUUAGUUCUUUAGAUUCCUUCAGUCUCACGGAAGCACUCGCGGCUUCCUCGUCGUCUCCGGUUACCAUGCCAGUUUCCACGGCGGCGAUGAUCGCCUCAGCGAAUCUAAGCAACCACCACCAGCACCGUAUUCCGCCGUGGCUUGAUGUCGGAGAGAGAGAUCUCCAAUUGCAGCAAGGCAGUCCUUUACAAUUUGCUCUUUCACCUUCUUCUACUCCAAGUUACCUCCAUAGCCAGCCGUCAUCGAGCUUCUUCAGCGAUGGAUUAACACCACACGGUGGUCGUUUAAGCGAUCUCACGGCGGCUUCAGCUGCGGCGGCCGAAGCUAAGGGUAAGAAUAGCUUUGAAGUUGGUUCUAGUGGCGAUCUUGAUCUCGGAUGGGUGAACGAUCUUUUGACAUGAACAAUGUGACGUCAAGGCUGAACCAUCGGGGAUCUUUCCCGACGGCAAGAAUUAUACGGCGGCGGAGUUCCGUCGUGGUACAUUGUUUAUGAAAUAUUUGUUAACUUUUACGAUUUUUUCCAUGAGAGCUAAUUAAGAGUCUGUACUAUGUCGUGCUUUAAAAAUAUUACUUUCUUCUGAGUUAUUAUUUGUUAAAUAGUAACUUCUAUUGCCAUAAUUGAUCUCUUGGAACUUGUAUUUCUUCUAUAUUUUGGAUCGAACUCCUAUGUAAUGUUUACUUCAAAAUAUUCUGUUUAAUAAAAAACUUUGUAAUUAUAUA